This is a messenger RNA of Orcinus orca (killer whale), 5355 nucleotides long. RefSeq names its product maestro heat like repeat family member 1 (gene MROH1). Lineage: Eukaryota; Metazoa; Chordata; Mammalia; Artiodactyla; Delphinidae. The coding region runs from base 110 to 5161 and encodes 1683 amino acids. The transcript has 43 exons. The record is from RefSeq and is a predicted model, not a curated record. Gene Ontology annotation, molecular function: protein binding. Gene Ontology annotation, cellular component: cytoplasm.
GCUUGGGGGCGGGGCCGGGCUGCCGCGCGCCGGGCCACGGUUGGCUGGGGGGGCGGUGGCCUCGCCGCGUGGCCCCGCCCACUCCGGUCAGCGGCAGGCGGGAGGGCGGAUGCCGGGCUGCGGCUGCCGCGGCUCCUCAGGUUUGAAGACAGCUGUCCAUGUUCACACCGGGCGAGAGGAAGCCACGGCCACAGCAAUGAGCGAGUCAUACGUGAAAAGGCUGUUCACCAUUCUGCUGGACGCUGUCACCGACAAGGACCCUCAGGUGCAGGAGCAGGUGUGUGGCGCCCUGUGCGCCCUCGGAGAGUCACAGCCUGAGGAGGCUCUCCGCGCCUGCGAGGAGCACCUGCGGCUGCACGACAAGCUGGCGCAUCCGUACCGGACGAUGAUCCUGAGGGUCAUGGAGACGGUCGUGAGCAGUCACCUCGGCGAGCUGGACAAGGGCUUGGCCAGGGCCAGCAUCCUCCUGGCCUCCAGCGAGAUGACCAAAGUGAAGGAACUGGUUUGUGACUGGCAGCAGGCCGCCAGCAACGUCCUGGUGGCUUUGGGAAAGCGUUUCAUCAGCAGCGUGAUGGAGGAGAUACUGAGCAAGUUCCAGCCCGGGGUCCUGCCGCACCAUUUUGUCGUGCAGACGCUCGCCAACCUCUCUGUUUCCAAUGUGUUCGGCGUGGUGCCCUUCCUGACGUCCAUCCUGAGCACCAUGCUGCCCAUGCUGAGUGCAGCCAAGCCCGACUCGAUGAGGGUGGUGUUCUGCUGUGCUCUGCAGCGCUUUAGCGAGAGCACCCUGGAGUACCUGGCCGACCUGGACCAGGCCCCCGACCCCACGGUCAGGAAGGAUGCCUUUGCCACUGACAUCUUCAGCGCCUACGACAUCCUCUUCCACCACUGGCUGCAGAGCCGGGAAGCCAAGCUGCGGCUCGCUGUGGUGGAGGCCCUGGGGCCCAUGAGCCACCUGCUGCCCAGCGAGAAGCUGGAGGAGCAGCUCCCCAAGCUGCUGCCUGGAGUCCUCGGCCUCUACAAGAAGCACGCCGAGACUGUCCACGUGUCCAGGAGCCUGGGCCAGAUCCUCGAGGCGGCCGCAAGCGUGGGCAGCCGCACGCUGGACGUCCAGCUUGACUCACUCCUGGCUGCCCUGCAUGCUCAGAUCUGCGUGCCCGUGGAGUCCUCGAGCCCCCUGGUGAUGAGCAACCAGAAGGAGGUGCUGCGCUGCUUCACGGUGCUGGCCUGCUGCUCGCCUGACCGCCUGCUGGCCUUCCUGCUGCCCAAGCUGGACACCAGCAACGAGAGGACCCGUGUGGGCACCCUCCAGGUCGUGAGGCACAUCAUCAACUCGGCCGCUGCGCAGAUGGAAGUCAAGCAACCCUUUAUUCUCUCCUCCAUGAAGCUUCCUCUUCUGGACACCAACAGCAAGGUGAAGCGGGCCGUGGUGCAGGUGAUCAGUGCCAUGGCCCAUCACGGCUACCUGGAGCAGCCUGGAGGCGAGGCCAUGAUCGAGUACAUCGUGCAGCAGUGCGCGCUGCCCCCCGAGGCAGAGCCUCAGAAGCUGGGCGCCAACAGCGAGGCCCUGGCGGCAGACAGCGUGCGGGCCAUCAGUGUCAGCACCCUCUACCUGGUCAGCACCACUGUGGACAGGAUGGGUGACGUCCUCUGGCCAUACCUGUUCGAGUUCCUCGUCCCCGUGCGCUUCACCGGGGCGCUGACCCCGCUCUGCAGGAGCCUCGUGCACCUGGCCCAGAAGAGGCAGGAGGCAGGGGCCCACGCCCUCCUCAUUCAGUACAACGGCAACGUGACCCUUCCAUCUCCCUACGCCAUGGCCACCAGGCUCCUGGCUGUGUCUUCCAGCCCCUACCUGGGGGACGGUCGCGGGGCGGCCUCGCUGCGCCUCCUGAGCGUCCUUCACCGGGACAUCCAUCCUAUGCUGGGUCAGCGGUGGGCGACCGCCAUCCCCCUGCUGCUGGAGCACCUGGACGGAUAUACGGAGGAAACCCUGUCGCGGAAGGAAUGGGAGGAGAAGCUGCUGAUGUUCCUUCGCGACACUCUAGCUGUUGUGUCUGACAACACGUGGAUUUGCCAGCUGAGCCUGGAGAUGUGCAAGCAGCUACCCAGCUACAACGGGACGCCCCUGGAGAAGAACUUCCUGUAUAAAUGCAUAGGAACUACCCUGGGUGCUGCUUCAAGUAAGGAGGUGGUGAGAAAGCAUCUGCAGGAGCUGCUGGAAACCGCCCGAUACCAGGAGGAGAGCGAGCGUGAGGGCCUUGCCUGUUGCUUUGGGAUCUGUGCCAGCUCCCACCUGGAUGACACCCUGGCCCAGCUGGAAGACUUCGUAAAGUCAGAUGUGUUCAGAAAAUCCGCCGGCAUUUUCAACAUUUUUAAGGAUCGGAGUGAGAACGAGGUGGAGAAAGUGAAGAGCGCGCUGAUCCUGUGUUACGGGCACGUGGCAGCGCGGGCCCCCCGCGAGCUGCUGCUGGCCAGGGUGGAGUCGGACAUCUUCCGGAACAUGUCGCAGUGCUUCAGCACCAAGGUUCUGGGGAUAAAGGUAGAGACCAAGGACCUGGGCCUGAGGCUGUGCCUCGCGCAGAGCGUUUGCAUGGCCAGCCAGGCCGUCCGCAGCAGCUCCCACGGCAGCUCCUUCCAGCUCCUGAGGAAGCCGGAGCUGGUGGCGCAGAUGAUGCCAGUGCUGUGGCCAAGGGCCAUCCCGCGGCUGCUCCCCCAGGAGUUCAUCAAGGCCGAGCCCUCGGACUCCCUGAGGACGCCCAUGCGGAAGAAGGCCAUGCUCGCCUGCACUUACCUGGUCUCCCUGGAGCCGGCGCUGGAGGGGCAGGCGCAGGCGGACCUCAUCCACAGCUGCCUGCACAGCAUUAUGGCCGUGCUGCCUGAGCCCGAGGGGGUGGACAGCCACCAGGAGCCCCUGUACCUGGACACCAUGCAGGCCCUCAAGGACUUACUGACAAGCCUCCUUCAGCGAAACAUGACCCCCCAGGGCCUGCAGGUCAUGGUGGAGCACCUGAGCCCAUGGAUCAAGUCCCCGAGGGGCCACGAGCGGGUGCGGGCGCUUGGCCUGAGCGCCUGCCUGCUUCAGCACUUCCUGAAGCACCUGCACAUCAGCGCCCUGGUGCCCUUCCACAACCUGGGCCUCCUCCUCGGCCUCUUCUCCCCACGGUGCGCGGACCUAUGGCCUGCCACCCGCCAGGAGGCUGUGAGCUGUGUCUACUCCCUGCUCUACCUCCAGCUGGGCUACGAGGGCUUCUCCCGCGAUUAUCAGGACGAUGUGGUUGAGCAGCUCCUCACCCUCAAGGACGGCCUGGGGCACCCUGACCCCGCCAUCCUCUUCCACACCUGCCACAGCGUAGCCCAGAUUAUUGGCAAGCGCCUCCCGCCAGAUCAGCUCAUCAGCCUCUUGCUAACGCUGUUUGAGGGCCUGGGAGACCCCGACCAGAACUGUUCCCGAGCCGCUGCAGUGAUCGUCAACUGCCUGCUGAAGGAGCGGGGCCACGUGCUCCUGGAGAAGGUGCCCGAGAUCGUGAGCGUGCUGUGCUCCAAGCUGCAGGAGACCCACGGGGAGCACGUCCUGCAGGCCGCACAGCACAGCGUGUACGUCCUGGCGGCCCGGCACCAUGCUGCCGUGGUGUCCAGCCUUCUGGGCAGCCCCCUGCCCUUUGACAGCCACACCUGCACCCUGUGGAGGGCGCUGGCCGUGGAGCCCGGCCUCGCCACACAGGUCCUGGGGCUGCUCCUGGAGAAGAUGAGCGGGGACGUGCCGUUCAAGGAGAGCCGGGCCUUCCUGCUGAGCAGCGCACCUGACCGCGUGGCCACCCUGCCGCCCCUUGCGGCCACCUGUGCACUGUACGAGGUUGCGUCCGCCCCGGCGUCUGGGCCGGCGGUGCUGGAGCUCUACCCCCAGCUGUUUGCGGCGCUGCUGCUGCGGGUCAGCUGCACCGUGGGUGUCCAGCUGCCCAGGAACCUGCAGGCCAAGGAGAGGAAGAGCGCCAGCUCAGGCCUGGCCUCGCGGAGCCUCGAACCCUGCAGCUCCGCAGUGGAUGCGCUGCAGGCCGUGCUUCUCCGAGGCGGCAACGAUGACGUGGUGCAGCGCAUGGAACUGGAGGGGGGCUGGCAGCUGCUCAGGACCUCGGCUGGGCACGAGGAGGGGGUCACCCGGCUGGCCAGCGCCAUGGCCAAGUUCGCGGGCCCCCGGCUACCCCUGAUGAUGAAGGCGCUCUUCGCCACACAGAGCAGCGUGUACGAGAUGCAGAGGGUCAGCUCCACAGCCUUCCUGGCCGAGCUGCUUAGCAGCAACACGGUGAACGACCUGAUGCUCCUGGAGUCCCUGCUGGACAACCUGCUGGCGCGGCAGAAGGACACGUGCGCCCGUGUGCGGAGACUGGUGCUCCGGGGCCUGGCCAACGUUGCCUCGGGCUCCCCGGAUAAGGUACGGGCCCAUGGCCCCCAACUCCUGACGGCCAUGAUCGGUGGGCUGGACGACGGGGAUGACCCGCACAGCCUGGUGGCCCUGGAGGCCAUGGUGGGCCUCGCGAGGCUGCUGGACCUGGUGGAGGCCUGGGACCUGCGCUCGGUGCUGCUGCACGUUGCCAUCCGCAUCCGGCCCUUCUUCGACAGUGAAAAGGUGGAGUUCCGUUCUGCGUCCAUCCGCCUCUUCGGGCACCUCAACAAAGCCUGCCAGGGGGACUGCGAGGACGUCUUCCUGGAGCAGCUUGUUGGCGGGCUCGCGCCCCUGCUGCUGCACCUGCAGGACCCCCAGCCCCCAGUGGCUGCUGCCUGCAGGUUCGCCUUGCGCAUGUGCGGCCCCAACCUGGAGUGUGAGGAGCUGGCAGCCAUCUUCCAGAAGCACCUGCAGGAGGGCCGGGGCCUGCACUUCGGAGAGUUCCUCAACACCACCUGCAAGCACCUGAUGCACCACUUCCCCGACCUGCUGGGCCGCCUGCUGAGCACCAGCCUGUUCUACUUCAAGAGCAGCUGGGAGGACAUCCGCGCCGCGGCCCCCAUGCUCACAGGGUUCCUGGCACUGCACGUGGAGGCUGAGCGCCGGCCGCAGGUGGACCUGGAACAGCUCCUGGCGGCGCUCCAGCUCCUGCUCAAGGACCCGGCCCCCGCGGUGCGCGUGAAAGCUGCGGAGACUCUGGGCCGCCUGGUGAAGUUCGCCUGAGGCUCCCGUGGCAGCGCUGCCCCUACUCGCAAUACCGGCCUUGCCGGCCUGAACCGAACCUCCGAGAUGGGGCCCUAAGGAGCCCCCUGCCCGAGGGGAGCCCCCAGGCCCACACAGCAAGGGAGGGCCGGGGCCACGAGGGUGGGCACGUCGCUGUCCCCCCCCUCCCCAAUAAAGCCAUUUGCUGCUCAGCA